Acanthosepion pharaonis is the source of this 2229-nucleotide messenger RNA. NCBI's taxonomy places the organism in Eukaryota, Metazoa, Mollusca, Cephalopoda, Sepiida, Sepiidae. The record is from the annotation of a GenBank genome assembly.
AUGAUUAAAUGUCUUUUCUUCUUUUUUUUUUCUUUUCUUCUUCUUUUUUUUCUUUUCUUUUCUUUUUUCUUUUUUUUUUUUCUUUUUUUCUUUUCUUCUUUUUUUCUUCUUUUUCUUUUUUUCUUCUUUUCUUUUUUCUUUUCUUUUCUUCUUCUUUUUUCUUUUCUUUUUCUUUUUUUUCUUUUCUUUUUUCUUUUUUCUUUUCUUUUUUCUUUUCUUCUUUUUUUCUUUUCUUUUUUCUUCUUUUCUUUUUCUUUUUUCUUUCUUUUUUUUUUUUUCUUUUUUCUUUUCUUUUCUUUUUUUUUUCUUUUUUUCUUUUCUUUUUUUCUUCUUUUUUCUUUUCUUUUUUCUUCUUUCUUCUUUUUUCUUCUUUUUUUCUUCUUUUUCUUCUUUUCUUCUUUUCUUUUUUCUUCUUUUUCUUUUCUUUUUUCUUCUUUUUUUCUUUUUUUUCUUUUCUUCUUUUCUUUUUUUCUUUCUUUUCUUCUUUUUUCUUCUUUUUUUUUCUUCUUUUUUUUCUUCUUUUCUUCUUUUUUUUCUUUUUUUUUUUUUCUUUUCUUUCUUUUUCCCUUUUUUCCCUUUCUCUUUUCCUUUUUUCUUUCUCUUUUCCACUCUUUUCCUUUCUUCAUUCAAUACAAGGCUCAAGAGUCACUCAGAGCAGAGGCUUACUGUGAGUAUCUGACCUCUUUUUCCUUCUUUUUUUACUUUUUCCUUCUUUUUUUACUUUUUCCUUCUUUUUUUACUUUUUCCUUCUUUUUUUACUUUUUCCUUCUUUUUUUACUUUUUCCUUCUUUUUUUACUUUUUCCUUCUUUUUUUACUUUUUCCUUCUUUUUUUACUUUUUCCUUCUUUUUUUACUUUUUCCUUCUUUGUUUUUUUCCUUCUUUGUUUUUUUCCUUCUUUGUUUUUUUCCUUCUUUGUUUUUUUCCUUCUUUGUUUUUUUCCUUCUUUGUUUUUUUCCUUCUUUGUUUUUUUCCUUCUUUGUUUUUUUCCUUGUUUUUUCCUUCUUUGUUUUUUUCCUUCUUUGUUUUUUCCUUCUUUGUUUUUUCCUUCUUUGUUUUUUUUUUUUUACUUCUUUCCUUCUUUUUUUUUUUCCUUCUUUACUUCUUUCCUUCUUUACUUCUUUCCUUCUUUACUUCUUUCCUUCUUUACUUCUUUCCUUCUUUACUUCUUUCCUUCUUUACUUCUUUCCUUUUAUACUUCUUUUUUUUUUUCCUUCUUUCCUUUUUUACUUCUUUCCUUUUUUACUUUUAUACUUUUAUACUUUUUCCUUCUUUUCUCUUUGCAGGGUCGAAAUAUCUUGCUUGAUGUGGAGAAGACAGUGGCCAUGCGACGACGGGAGGAGUACUGCAAUGGCUAUGUAUUCACAUCACGCCCAGUUCGCAAUGAAGUCAUUGUCCUGCAAAUCUUAGCCAUUGACAGAUCCUAUGUAGGUGGACUAGCUUUCGGUUUCACAACUUGUGACCCUUGUUGCUUGACUUUUAAUGAACUCCCUGAUGAUGCUGACCAGUUCCUUGAUCGUCGUGAAUAUUGGGUAGUGAAUAAAGAUGUGUGUAGAAGUCCUGAUGUGGGUGAUGAGCUCAGUUUUCAUCUUACUCCAGAAGAUAUCACGACAUCUGAACUGCAAAAAGACAUCAAGAAAUUAUCUGUGUCCGAGGAAGAGGAGGACGAAGGAGAAAAUGGUGAAACUUGUAAAGAAAGGCCAAGAGUUCCUCCUCCAUCCCCUCGGCGUUUCUUAAGCUGUGUAGAUAUAGAACCAUCUACAAAUACUGACAGAAGCAGUGAUAGUGAGACCAAUGAACAAUGUUCUACUGGAAGUGAUGAACAGACAAGUGAAGUUCGUUAUGCAAGAAACACAAGUAAGAUGACAACAUUGAUGCAUGUUGACCCAACUCUUCCACUGUGGAUGUUUUUCGAUGUCUAUGGCAAUGUACAGAAGAUUAAGAUACUUGGUUCUGCACACCCAUCGCAGAUAAGACGACUACGUCCAGCCUCUGCCUGCCUAGGGAAUGGUAGUGGCCUGACUGUGGCCCUCCCUCCUCGCCAGUGCACAACACCGACAACUCCUACCCCAUACCAUUCUCUCUCAGCUAGCUGGAUUUCUGUUGUUUUCUUUUUAAAUCAAUUUCUCUUCAAGAUAAACAUUUGUUGUUUGAACACUUCCAUCCUGGAGAUUGAGUGGAAUUUUUUUUUUUUUCCUCCAUCCAAUCUGUCCUUCACUCUUUUCUUUUGA